This is a messenger RNA of Quercus robur (English oak), 1167 nucleotides long. RefSeq names its product homeobox-leucine zipper protein ATHB-12. Gene Ontology annotation, molecular function: DNA-binding transcription factor activity, RNA polymerase II-specific; sequence-specific DNA binding. Bases 161 to 892 code for a protein of 243 amino acids. Gene Ontology annotation, biological process: positive regulation of DNA-templated transcription. The transcript is spliced from 2 exons. Gene Ontology annotation, cellular component: nucleus. The record is from RefSeq and is a predicted model, not a curated record. NCBI's taxonomy places the organism in Eukaryota, Viridiplantae, Streptophyta, Magnoliopsida, Fagales, Fagaceae.
GAAGGAAAGGCAACCCCACGAGAUAAAAAUAACCCUUAUCUCACAUAUUAUAAGUUAUAACAAGCCAAUAAAUGCACAUACAUGCAUAUCACAAGGCACACACUCCCAAAAGUAUUUUCCAUAUCACCAAAUUUGAAGAACUAAAAAGGUUCCACCAAAGAUGUUAGAUCACUCAGAAUAUUCUCCUUCAGCGGUGGUGGCGGCAGAGUCUUUUGGUUGCAUGGACAUGGACUCACUCACCACUUCGAGAAAGAAGAAAAACAAGAAUAAAAGAAGGUUCAGUGAUGAACAAAUCAAAUCAUUGGAAACAAUGUUUGAGUCAGAGUCAAGGCUUGAGCCAAGGAAGAAGCUGGAGUUGGCAAGAGAGCUUGGGUUGCAGCCAAGACAGGUUGCUAUUUGGUUUCAGAAUAAGAGAGCUCGAUGGAAGUCAAAGAAUCUCGAACGUGACUAUAGCAUACUACGAGGCAAUUACAACAACCUGGCUUCCACGUUUGAAGCUCUUAAGAAAGAAAAGCAGGCUUUGGUUGUACAGUUGCAGAAGCUGAAUGAUCUGAUGCAAAGGCCACAAGAGGAAAGGCAGUGUUGCAGUGAAGGUCUAGCUGCAAACAGCAUCCAAGGUGAAUUGGACAAUGGAGACACUACCAAAUGUGACUCAGAAACAAAGCCAAGCUUGUCAACGGAAAGAUCAGAACAUGGAGCAGAUGUCCUGUCAGAUGAAGAUAGCAAUAUAAAAGUAGAGUACUUUACACUGGAAGAUGAACACAGUCUUCUAAAUAUGGUGGAACCUGCUGAUGGUUCCUUGACAUCACCUGAAGAUUGGAGCAGUUUGAACUCUGAUGAUCUUUUUGACCAAUCUAAUAGUAAUAAUCAGUGGUGGGACUUCUGGUCUUGAAUCAAGUAAAAUGCUCAACAAAGCAUGGAGGAUGUGUAUGCAAAAUAAUCUUCCUUGUGUUUAAAGAUUCUAGAUGGGGGGGGGGGGGGGUGGGUGUGUUGGUGAGGCAAAAUUAUGGGCCAUGGGAGGGAAGAUAAAUAUUUUAGUGCAGCAAUGAUUAUAGAGGCAAUGAAUGUAGCUUUUUUUUGCACUGUAGAAACACUCAUAUAGAGAAAUUCCAUCUAUAUCCACUUUAUGUGAUUGCAAAAGCUGCUAAUGUUGAUACUACUUCCAGA